This is a messenger RNA of Acanthosepion pharaonis, 870 nucleotides long. Lineage: Eukaryota; Metazoa; Mollusca; Cephalopoda; Sepiida; Sepiidae. The record is from the annotation of a GenBank genome assembly.
AUGGAGCGGCGCUUGUCUAUCCUGAAACAGAAGGGCGAGCCGGUGAACUCUCACCACCACCACCACCACCAUCAUCACCACCACACGCCAAAGAGCCAGGCUAGCAAUGAUGGUCUAACCGGUGACAGAGGAAACAAAAAAUUUAAUUUUCUCAAGCGAAGAGAAAGAAAAUUUGGAGUUGAUGCUCAGAAUGUUCAGAAGAAGAAAGGGUCAGAAACAACAAAAUCCAAGACACAGUCUUUAAUGAAAAACAAACUUUCCUAUCGGAGCAGUGACUCUGUAAAUAGGUGCCAAGAACUGUCAGAGAAUGGAGAUGUUAUUUUACGGACAGACAAUUUGUAUUAUGUUUCUUACUAUGAACCACCUCUUCCCUCUGAAAAACUUUUGGUCAACAUACGGCAUACAAACGAUGAAAUCAAUCCAGAUGGCUCAAAAGUAGAAAUUCCCCAUUGGAGAUUACGACCUGUAGCCAAUUGUUAUACAUUAGAGGGGACAGAAAAUCUGGAAGAUGAAGUUUUUACAAAAAGACAUCAAAAACCAGAACUUGAAGAAAAAAGAAGGAAAAGAUGGGAUCUGCAGCGAAUGCGUGAACAAAAACUGUUUGAAAGGCUUCGGGAAAGAGGCAAACCUUAUCCUGAUAGCAUGAAAGAUGAACCUCAGUUAAUCACAUCAUUUUACCCAUCUCUCGAUGAUAUUACUCAUAUAGAAAUCGCGGACAAAGUUCCAGUGACAGCAUUUGGUCACCCGAUUCCUUACAUUAAACCCGCUGAUUUUGAGUUGCCAUGGGAACAGGAUGAAUGGCCAAGUACGUCCAGCUCAAGUGGGGAGGACAAUCGGCACCAGAAACACCGGCGUGUGAAACGUAAGUGA